Molecule: messenger RNA, 367 nt
Organism: Spodoptera littoralis (African cotton leafworm)
Lineage: Eukaryota; Metazoa; Arthropoda; Insecta; Lepidoptera; Noctuidae
Source: the annotation of a GenBank genome assembly
AUGCCGACUUACGAAGUAGCUUUAAUGUUGCGUUCUAUGCCUAAACCGGAACUUAAAACUACUCUUAAGCGAAUUUCACAUGCAAUAUUUGACCGAGGCGGUAUAAUCAGAAACAUAGAAAACUUGGGACAUAGACCUAUGCCUUACAAAACUACUGCUCAUGGACUAGUCCACAGAGAGGCAAAUUAUUUUGUAUUUAAAAUCGAUACAGCAACAAAAGCAGUUUCCGAUCUAAAAGAAGAAUAUAGUAGAGAUGUCGAUGUUAUAAGACAACGGGUUUUUAAAAAUGAAGAAAGUGGCAGCAACCAUUGUACUCUGGAAGAAGAACUCCUACCUCCUGCUUACCGAGACGAGGUUAAGAAAAUGA